Portunus trituberculatus (swimming crab) is the source of this 1465-nucleotide messenger RNA. RefSeq names its product putative ribosome-binding factor A, mitochondrial. Gene Ontology annotation, biological process: rRNA processing. The transcript is spliced from 7 exons. The coding region runs from base 249 to 1436 and encodes 395 amino acids. Lineage: Eukaryota; Metazoa; Arthropoda; Malacostraca; Decapoda; Portunidae. The record is from RefSeq and is a predicted model, not a curated record.
AACAUCGCGAGACGAGCAUACGGCCUUAGAAACUUUUUUUAGAGACACCCGGUAGCUCAGUGGUUAAAGCGCUGGCUUCACAAGCCAGAGGACCGGGAUUCGAUUCCCCGGCCGGGUGGAGAUAUUUGGGUGUCUCCUUUCACGUGUAGCCCCUGUUCACCCAGCAGUGAGUAGAUAGAUUAUGAUUUGAACUACCAAGACACAUUUUAGGACCAGGAUAAAUCCGUGAUUCAAGUUUCAGCAGCACAAUGAUCAUUAAAGAAGCAGUACACUUUGGCCUGAAUAGAGCAAUGCUAGCACGUUUGGGCGUGAUGGGCUGUGUGAGCUGUGGGCGACGGGGAUUAUCCACAGGACAAGUGAUCCUCUCUCGCUCUGCUAUUUACAAAAUGUUAGUAAAGGACAGUAAUAAAAGAAAAAAGAAACAUGUGGGUUUUGACUUGCCAAGAGUGGCUGAGACACCAACAGUGGUGACAGAAAGUGGGAGCAAAGCACCAAAAAUACCCAAGUAUUCAUCUCGUCUUCGGAAUCUCAACAAGGUGUUCCUUGACAACAUUACAGACAUCCUCUCAACUGGAGAACUGGCCAGCCAGCUUUAUGGUCGUGGCCUUGAAUUGUCUCAGGUCUCCAUUCACCCCAAUUUGCAGGGCAUCAAUGUAUAUUGGGUAACCACUGGGAACCCUGAGAAGGACCAGGAAACACAAGAACUCCUGAAUUUCCAUGCCAAGGCAGUUCGGCACAAGCUGAGUAAUCUUCGCAUCAUUGGGCACUCCCCUCCUAUAUACUUCCUCAGAGAUGACCGUCAGUACAAGCUGCAGGAAGUGGAGAGGCUGCUGGCCAUUGCUGACUUUGGUGAGGAUUUUGAACCAACCAAUCCUGCCCACCACCUGAAGGCUGACGUUCCCACCCUUCCUGUGCUGUUGGACACCGAGCUUAAGGAUGCCAUCAAAAACUUGGAAGGAGAAGACAGCCAAAAAGAAGGCUUACCAGAUCCCUUUAAGGAGGCCCUUAGAAUUGCCAUUUCCCAGCCUUCACAAGGAGAGGAUAUUAGUGAUAAUACUUUUGUACUCCCUUCUGAUCUACCAACCAUGAGAGGAGAUGUGUUGGGCGUCAACGCAAGUAAAUUAUACUCUAUGAUCCAUCAGAGCUUGAAGAGAGCAAGAGCAGAACACAGGAGAGAGGUUAAGAUAGUUUCUCAGGCCAGCCUCUUAGACCAUCACCCACUGGAAUCUAUGAGUCUUUUCAGUAACACUGGGAAACAGGCAAUUCAAAAAUGGGCCAACCAGUACAGGCAAAUACAGAAGAAGGAGACAUGCAAGAAAAACAAGGAAGCUGCCUUACUAAACUAUCCUGGAGAUCUCUCUUAUCAGGACUUGCAGGAGGAGGAUAUGGAGGUGGAGUGGGUAGAGGAGGAAGAUUAUAUUGAUGAGUUUGAAUAAAAGAUGGUAUUGAAAAUUGAUGGACAUUU